AUGGAUGCCUAUCAAGAUACAUUGUACGCACAUGUGAAAAGACAAUUCUACCGAGACUGUACAAUCUCCGGCACCAUUGAUUUCAUCUUCGGUGACUCUCCGUCGAUCUUCCAAAACUGCAAAAUGGUAGUGAGGAGGCCAAUGGAAAAUCAACAAAACAUUGUGACUGCACAAGGACGAAAGGAUCUCCGCCAACCUUCCGGCAUUAUCCUCCACAAAUGCAAGAUCGUCGCAGACCCUGCGCUCUAUCCAUUGAGGCACACUAUCAAGAGCUACCUCGGUAGGCCAUGGAAGCAGUACUCAAGAACUAUCAUAAUUCAGACUGAGAUCGACGAUCUUAUUGCCCCCGAAGGGUGGUUACCUUGGGUCGGAGAUUUCGGUUUGAAUACUUGCACAUAUGCGGAAUUGGAAAACACAGGUCCCGGAUCAGUGACUGAUAAGAGAGUGAAAUGGAAGGGUAUCAAGAAAAUAAACUACACCAAAGCGAGCAGGUACUCGGUGGAGAGAUUUAUUCAAGGACACUUAUGGCUGCCGGCGACCGGAGUGCCGUAUAUGGCCAAUUUUGUGCAAAAGUGA
Molecule: messenger RNA, 576 nt
Organism: Dioscorea cayenensis subsp. rotundata (Guinea yam)
Lineage: Eukaryota; Viridiplantae; Streptophyta; Magnoliopsida; Dioscoreales; Dioscoreaceae
Product: probable pectinesterase/pectinesterase inhibitor 58
Exons: 1
Coding region: 1-576 (191 amino acids)
Biological process (GO): cell wall modification
Molecular function (GO): pectinesterase activity; pectinesterase inhibitor activity
Source: RefSeq, a predicted model, not a curated record